UGACGACUUGGGUGUUUUGAGAAGAAUAUAAUAUUCGGCGUUUACUUUAUUUGGUAGUGCAGAGUGCAGACGAACGGAGUUCAGUACAAUAGCAGAAUCCUGCCAGUGCCGGUCCAUGGCUACUGUGGUGGUUCAUCAUCAACUGUCUGCAAAACCUCCAGCAAGGGUUCCCCUUUGUUCCCCAUCGCCUAUUCCAACCACCUCUUACUUUUCAUCAAACACAAAAUCCUCCACCAGGAACCCUAGAAGAACAAGUCGGCACCGGAAUUCCAGUUCCUUAACAAUAGUAGCCUUUUCUUCCUCCUCCAGGAACGGGGGGAGCACACCUCCGGAAACGGAGUGCCCCGUGCCACUCGAUCAACAGCCUAUUAACGAGUACCAGAGCCUCGCCACCUCCUUCCCUUUCUCUUGGGCUGCCGGCGACCUACCUGGCUAUUGCAUUCGUCUCAUCCUCACCGGCGGCUCCUUCUCUCUCUUCGUCGGCCUCCCCGUUUCCUGGUUCGGUGUGGUCAACCCAGAAUCAGAGCCCCUCAAGUGUGUCUUCGGAGCAGUGUCCAGUGGGCUCUUCGUUGUUACCUUGGCCGUCCUCCGUAUGUACCUCGGUUGGGCCUACGUUGGAAACCGUCUUCUUAGCGCCACCGUCGAAUAUGAGGAAACUGGGUGGUACGAUGGCCAGAUAUGGGUAAAGACUGCUGAAGUUCUUGCUCGUGAUCGUCUUCUGGGUUCAUAUUCGGUCAAGCCUGUGCUGAGCAGAUUGAAAUUCACACUGAUAGGGCUGGCGGCAUCCUUGGUGCUAUGUUUUCUAGUGUUCAAUGUAGAGAGUGGCCAGAGGAAUCCUUACAACCCAUCAGAGGAAGCUGGGGGCAGGGCCAUAGCUGGGGUUUACAAUGAUGAAUCUGCCAGAUCAUUUGAGCCAGACGCAUUCUGUGGUAUUUCCUUGUCCUGGCCGUGCCCACAUUGGUCACCUACUCAUAUUGUAAAUUGAACACUGAUUGAUCAAAGUAAAGAAAGAAAAAGAUAGGAUGAUUUUA
Nelumbo nucifera (sacred lotus) is the source of this 1031-nucleotide messenger RNA. Its product is annotated as YCF36, putative (DUF1230). Lineage: Eukaryota; Viridiplantae; Streptophyta; Magnoliopsida; Proteales; Nelumbonaceae. The record is from RefSeq and is a predicted model, not a curated record.